Molecule: messenger RNA, 1335 nt
Organism: Aspergillus fischeri NRRL 181
Lineage: Eukaryota; Fungi; Ascomycota; Eurotiomycetes; Eurotiales; Aspergillaceae
Gene: mac1
Product: putative copper-activated transcription factor GRISEA
Exons: 1
Coding region: 1-1335 (444 amino acids)
Source: RefSeq, a predicted model, not a curated record
AUGGGGGAACAUGUUCCGGCUCAAAAUCCACUCUCCGUCCCCCCCAUGACUCCGCAACUACCGCCCACAGGUGAUAGCCAGCAGUGCGAGAGAAGGGCCGGUACUUUCCAACCGCCUGGGAAUUUCGCCAGUGGUUUCACCACUAUUUCUGGAUUUGAGAACAGGCACGGCGAGAAUGGAGUCUUUAGCCGUCUGCCGCCCUAUUCACCAUACGACGCAGGGCUCGGUAUUGCUAGCAGUUCGAGCGGCGCUACAAACGCGGAAUUUAUCACUCCACCUACUUUUAUGGCUCAGCAGGCAUUCGAUAACGUCCCGAGCUCAGGAUCCCAAAAGAGUAGCUGCUGUUCUGCAAAGACGCCAGCAACCGUCCCCGCAUCGACUCAGAGUUCUUGUUGCCGAAAGAAUGACUCGCCUAUGGAUUCGCAGACUGCAUCAUACCAGCCCUAUCCGGAUGGCGCGAUGUAUCCACCAACUUCGACUCCACAAAACUCAUCCUGGCAGCAUUUCUAUACAGCUGGCCAGAAUAACUACUCGUCGCAUUACCCUUUACAGAAUCAGGCACUCGGACAGCCUGCGGUCAUGCCGAACUACAUACCUCAACCGACACUAGACUACUCAAAGCCGAGUUUCUCGCAGCAUAAUGUCGCCAACGGUAAUGGGUUCUUCCACGGCACCUUAUCACAGCCCACGUCGGGUCAGACACAAACUCUUGGUUCCCCAAAUACAACUUUCAGCGGAGAGCGGAAGCAUGACUGCAACUGUGGGGACAGUUGUCAGUGUCUAGGAUGCGCCACCCAUCCCUUUAAUAACACUACCAGACAGCACGUCCAAGAGAUGGGUCUCUUAGUCACGCUUGAUGGUGAGGAAUCGAGUUUCGAGCGUUUGAAUGGCUACCGCAAUUUGCAAUCAAAUGGCAACCCUGAUGCCACUCCGUUUAACUACGACUUGACCAAUUUCAGCCACUUCGGCCACGAAAACCACUCGGAGGCCAUACACAACACGGACAACAACAGUCCAAAUGGCAGCUCGCCUUCUACAGAGUACCCCUCAGAGCAACAUCUGAUGGUACCCUCCGAAUAUUACACCAUCGAAUAUCCUGUGCAACUCCCCAGUGCUUGCUCGGAUGUGACUGGUAGUUGCCUCUGCGGCAACGAUUGUGCCUGCGUUGGCUGUCUCACACAUAGUGGUCACAAUGGCCUUGCAGUCGAGUCCUCAACGAUCGAGAACAACGAUUUGUCUCCAUCGAGUCCUUCUGCAAAGCAUGAGAGCGUCGGCUCCCCGCUCGUACCUGGGCACACACAUGCCACCGUUCAAUCACCGAACCCAAUGCUCUAG